UUAUAAUCAUAUAUGGUGAUACGCUUGCUUCUUUAAAGUUUAAACCAUGGUUGUUGCAUACUGUUUACCUAUAUGACGUGUACAUAGUACAUUUUACCUAUCGAACAAUAUUAUUAUUUUAAUUUUACCCUCACGUAGUCUACGUGUAGGCUAUAGACCAAAAUGGCUGCAAGUCUUUUCAACUUUUCAACGUACAGCCGAUUUAAUUUAUCAGAAACUGAAUCAGAUAUCCAAGUAUUCGUCAGAGAAUAUGGCUAUCGUAUAAAAAAGCAACUGGCCCGGGAAGAGGAAGGUGGUAGAUCAAAUUUCGUCUCCUUCGCCGAAAAGAGACUGAGUAUAACGGAUUUAACAUGGCUUCACGACAAUCAAGAAAGAUUUUUCAAAGAUACCCCCAACGAGAACUUAUUGAGUUUGAACUAUUUGUCUCAGAUAGGAUUUAUUUGUUCCAUGAUUUAUUCUACUGAUGGGAAGUUUUUGAUUGUCGGUCAUUCAACAGGAUUGAUUCAGAUGCGUCACGGAAGCACAGGAGUAGUUCUUUGCACGUUACGAAAUAUCCAGUUUCCGCCCAAACCUGUGUACGCCUUGCAGUACAGUAGGCUGGAAGAACGAGUAUGCUAUGCCGCCUGCAAUGAUGGAGCCGUGUAUCGAAUUGAAAUACCUAAUAUGGAUUCUUCAUUGGACGAUCCUCCAGAGUACUGCAUUAAAGCAGACCCAGCGUUGGAAUGUCUUAACACACAGUACUACGGAAGCCCUGGCAUUUCUUCCUACGCUACGCCAUUUAUCACUCAAAGGUCAGCUGCUCUUGCCCUGGGAUUAAUGGCUGACCAGUCGAAAAUGGCUGUCGGCUACUCUGAUACUUCCAUUAAGGUGUACGAUAUGGAGACUGUAGAGACAAUCACAAUGUACAAGGUACAGAAGGUCCGUCUACAGCUCAUACCGAAGAAACUGCAAAGAAUGCAUUCUGGGCAGGUGUGCGCGCUACGGUGCCAUGAUCAGAAUACCAACCUUUUCGCCAGCGGUGCAUGGGAUAAAACUUUAAGGAUCUGGGACGUAAGAUGCAAAGUCGGAUGUGUGAUGACUUUUGAAGGCGUUAAUAUCUGUGCUGACAGUAUCGAUUUAAACAGAGAUCACUGCAUUGUGGGUAGCUGGCAACCGACUGAAGCCUUCACAGUAUGGGAUUUAGUUGCCAAGAAAAAGCUACACACCGUCAGGGUGCAGAACAGACGGCCAGACGUCGACGGCGAAUAUAUUUACGCUUGUCGAUAUUGGAGAUCUAAAGAGUUCAAUCGCAAAGGCAAGUACGGCAUAAUCGGCGGAAGCGGUACCAAUUGCGUUGAAAUCAUCAACCUUCACAACCGAUAUAUCGCCUGCUCAUAUCCAGCGCCAGGAACAGUUCUGGCUAUCACCAGCCACAAUGAUAAAAUCGCCUUUGGUGGCACCGCGCCUGUUUUGAACAUUGUCAGUUUUCAUGACCCCAAACACGAGGAGUGCAAAGUGGAAUCUGAAACGGAGUAUGAUUAUACGGUCAAAGAUCCGACGUGGGACGAUAAAAGUAUGACAGAAGCCCUGGAAUCUACUUCGCAGGCUAAGUCAACGAUAAGUAAUAUCACACGUUCUCUUGAUCGAGGUGCUAUCUCUACCAUAAAUCAACAAGCGACACCACCUCCUAGCUGCUAAAAGCAUAAAGUUAUAGAAGUAAUUAAUAUUAUUUAUUUUCUUGUUCCUUUUAAAAAUUAAAAUGUAAAAAUAA
Molecule: messenger RNA, 1750 nt
Organism: Maniola jurtina (meadow brown)
Lineage: Eukaryota; Metazoa; Arthropoda; Insecta; Lepidoptera; Nymphalidae
Exons: 8
Coding region: 163-1677 (504 amino acids)
Molecular function (GO): protein binding
Source: RefSeq, a predicted model, not a curated record